Messenger RNA from Leptosomus discolor (cuckoo roller), 1222 nucleotides. Lineage: Eukaryota; Metazoa; Chordata; Aves; Leptosomiformes; Leptosomidae. The record is from RefSeq and is a predicted model, not a curated record.
CCGCUCCUGGGCCUGCUGCCCGGCAGGUUCUCCGUCUUCCCGCUCUUCUUCCUGGCGCUGCUCCUGGGCUUCGCCUCGCUGCUCUGGCUCCAGCUCAGCUGCUCGGGCGAGGGGCCGCCCUGCCCGCCCCAGGCCCCCCUCCUGCCGGUGGAGGAUGAACCGUCGUGGGGUCCCCACCGCCUGGCGCUGCUUGUCCCCUUCCGGGAGCGCUUCGAGGAGCUGCUGGCCUUCGUGCCCUACAUGCACCGCUUCCUGAGCAAGAAGAGGAUCCGCCAUCACAUCUUCGUCCUCAACCAGGUGGAUCAUUUCAGGUUUAACAGGGCAUCCCUGAUCAACGUGGGCUUCCUGGAGAGCGGCAACGACACCGACUAUAUCGCGAUGCACGACGUCGAUCUCCUGCCCCUCAACGAGCAGCUGGACUACAGCUUCCCGGAGGCAGGGCCCUUCCACGUGGCAUCCCCGGAGCUGCACCCGCUCUACCACUAUAAGACCUACGUGGGUGGCAUCCUGCUGCUCACCAAGCAGCACUACGAGAUGUGCAACGGCAUGUCCAACCGCUUCUGGGGCUGGGGACGGGAGGACGACGAGUUUUAUCGACGCAUCAAAGGAGCCGGUCUCCAGGUUCGCCGUCCCUCUGGAAUCACGACUGGAUAUGAGACUUUCCAGCACCUGCAUGACCCAGCCUGGAGGAAGAGAGACCAGAAGCGCAUUGCUGCGCAGAAGCAGGAACAGUUUAAGGUGGACCGGGAAGGAGGUUUAAACAAUGUGAGGUACCGAAUUGAGUCACGGACAGCUCUGAGUGUGGCAGGAGCCCCUUGCACCGUCCUUAAUAUCUUGCUGGACUGUGACACAAGCGAGACCCCUUGGUGCACGUUUGGCUGAGCCUGUCUCCUGUGUGCCAGUCGUGUGCGCUGUGCUGGUGCCAAGAUGCCGGGGCUGCCGCCAAGCUGCUGGAAGCAGGCAGGGUUUUUGCAGCGGACAAGCAUGGCAGUGCUGGUGAGACACAGAGGAACAGAAAAGCCUGAGAACCGGGCUUUGCUGGGACCAACAGAAGAGGCUGAGAGCGGGACUCGGCGGUGUCGCUGCGGACACUGGUGCUGCCUCCCAGGCAGGUGCAGGAGACAGUUUUCCUGUGCUGGACAUGGCUGAGCUGCCACUCAGCUCAGAGGACAAUAAAGAACUAUCAGGGCACCUGUGAGUUGUGAAUGCCCUGGGCCGUGCU